CUUUGCUUGUGGUGUAUAGUUCUUACUUUGCAUGUGGUUGAAUCAUUCCUCCUGCUUAUACUCAUAACGUGUCCUGUGACAAUUAUGAUUUAGAGACGUUUUUUUUUUUUCAUUGGCCGUUUGUCAUUGGUUCCUGCGGCCUCCCAGCCAUUGUUACGCUGUCAGCCUCGUUCCACAGACCGACAAAUGCUUUAGGACGGAUUGAAUCCUGAAUCCUUCGCAAUGGAUGAUGAAUGCCAGAAGGAGGCGGCACCUGAUGGGGAAGUUAAAAAGAAACAACAGAAAGAUGCAGAGCUUGAUAAAAAGAUCGAAGCAUUAAGAAAAAAGAAUGAAGUCCUUAUACGACGGUAUCAAGAAAUUGAAGAGGAUCGAAAGAAUGCAGAAAAAAUUGGCAUGGCAGUCACCUCGCAGAGACCUAAACCAGAUAGCCUGACCAUUACAAUUACUAAAACAGCGAACGAGAAAAGAAUUGUAAGUGAAAGCUAUAUUGGCCUCAGUGACAGUGAGGAGGAAGAUGAGCAAAGUUUUACUUUCCGCAUGGGAAAAAAAGUUGAGCUGGAAGUUACAAUGGACAAUAAUUCUAAGGGAAAGCGAGUAGUCUCGAAGAAAGCUGGCCAAGAUGGUGCGCAUGCCAAAAUGGAACACUCUGGUUUAACUAAUGAGAGACGGAUGGAUCAUUUAUUCGCCUUUGGCAGAGGGCACCGUAUGCAGAUUGCCAUUACAAUGGAGAAAGAGUGUGCAAAGCGAAGCAAUGAAAGGAGGCAGAUGAACUCUACCAAAGAGCAACACAAGAGGAGUGAGAAAGGUUCUUCGAUGAACUGUCCAGUUGAAACGGUGAGUGAGCAGGAACGUUUAGAAUACAUGCGUUGGAAGAAAGAGCGAGAACAAAUUGACCAAGAAAGACUUGCCCGGCACAAAAAUUCUAAGGGCGAGUGGAGACGAGCGUGGGAUGCUGAGAAGACUCAAAAUAUGUUUGAUGGUGACUCUAACUAUACUGGCAUAAACCAAGAUGGAGGGAGAGGAGUUUUUGGUGGAAAAAGGGCUCUGGAUAAGCUGGCUGCGGGGGACACUAAAGGUACUGGGAAACAAGCACAGGCCGUAAUUGAGAAUGUGUCAAAACCAUUACCAGCCAUAAGCAGCAAUGCAAAAGGAAAAGACAGACUUACUGGCAGAGCCCAAAGGUGGGACACAGAAGAGUGGUUGGAUUCUGCCUAUGUGUCUGAAGGAAUUUCCGUGUUGGGAAUUUCAGAAUGCAGAGAUUAUUCUGGCUUUAUGUCACAACUUAAAAACACUGAAGUACUCAAGGGCUCUGAACAGUCUUUCAAGGAAUAUAAUAAUAAUAAUAAUAAUGAUGCUAAUAAUAAUGCUCCUGGGAGACACGAGCACGGCAGACAAAAGAGGCAAUCGGAAUGCAAAGAGAAUGUAACAAAUCCAUCUUUACACAGGGGCUUUGGCGUGCCCAAUGCUUAUCUAGUUACAUGCUCAGAAAUAUUACCUGAGAUGUCGUCUAAAGGUUUUGGCGAAGGAAUAUUAUCAGAAACCCAGUUUCACUUUCCCUCACAUAAAAGAGUGGUCAAGAAAGAUACUGAUGCAGAUUUAUCAUUAGAGAGUAGAGGAGUGGGUGACUACCUGUCAGUGCUGAACAGUGACUCAGAGCUGGCAGGCUUGGAAAAUGUGAGAAGCCAGGGAAGAGGCAAGGAAUGCUAUACUAAAACACAGGUGCACUGCUGUUAGCAUGUGAAAAUGCCUUGCUGAAGCCUAGAAGACUAAAGAGAAUCAUCCAAAAAAAUGGAUACUGUUUGGGGUUUUUUUUUGUUUCUCAUUAUGGGCAUGCUGAGAACCAUACAUGUUUUUUUUUUUGCACUAUUUACAUUUUGCUGUUUGGUUUUCACCUCUUCCUUAUCAAACGAAUAGCAUGUUACUACAUUUUGCAGAUUCUUUAUUGAAAAAUAUUUUUCCUAAUAAGACACUAAAGUAAGAAAACCUCUAUGCGCUCACAUACAUGUUUUGAUCUCUGUUAUGUUUCACACACUUGCUGUUAUUUGGGUACUUUACCCUUUCUAGCUACAGUUUCGUAGCUAGACAAAAUACUGUACACGUUUUCUCAUGUGGUUGCACCUUUCCUGCAUUAAACCUUUGAACUGA
Messenger RNA from Xenopus laevis (African clawed frog), 2145 nucleotides. RefSeq names its product coiled-coil domain-containing protein 9B (gene ccdc9b.L). The record is from RefSeq and is a predicted model, not a curated record. NCBI's taxonomy places the organism in Eukaryota, Metazoa, Chordata, Amphibia, Anura, Pipidae. The coding region runs from base 223 to 1734 and encodes 503 amino acids. The transcript is spliced from 14 exons.